Sugiyamaella lignohabitans is the source of this 543-nucleotide messenger RNA. RefSeq lists its product as uncharacterized. The transcript has a single exon. The record is from RefSeq and is a predicted model, not a curated record. Lineage: Eukaryota; Fungi; Ascomycota; Dipodascomycetes; Dipodascales; Trichomonascaceae. Bases 1 to 543 code for a protein of 180 amino acids.
AUGAAUGUUAAAGAGGUUGACAAACUGUCAGCACAGUUUGCCGUGUCUCUCAGUGAAGCUACUGGACUCAUCGCAUCUUGGUUAGAUGAUGAUGAUGAUGUAACCAACCCGUCAAACGGAGCCAGCAGAGCCGCUGGCAACGAUAGCGACGAUGAAAUCUACGAAUCACUUGGCCUCAAACAACUGCGGAACUCACGAGCUGGUCUUGGAUCCGUCAACACCAGCUCAAUCCCGUUCCGCCGAGACCCUGUUUUCGACCUCAACAGCCGUGGAACCAGCACCACCGGCCUGGGUUCACGACCGGGCCAGCCAAACUCCAACCUCAGCAGCUCCCAGAAAGCACUCCAGGCCAUAAAAAAGAAACACCCUCACACCAGUACCGCCCAAACCACAUCACAACCCACCCCCACCACCUCCCUAAAACCCCAUAACCCGGACUCGGACUCAGACUCCGACGGCCGGUCCUCACUCCGCACGACCGCCAAACGCACCUCGACCUCGUUCCUCGACAGCUACAAAAAGAACAAAAAAAGCCGCCGGUGA